This is a messenger RNA of Orycteropus afer afer, 2277 nucleotides long. The record is from RefSeq and is a predicted model, not a curated record. Lineage: Eukaryota; Metazoa; Chordata; Mammalia; Tubulidentata; Orycteropodidae.
AUGGCUGUCCCCAUCUUCUCCUGCACAAGGACCUCCAUUCCCCCCAGCCCUAGGAAUCCUGAAAUCCCCCACUCUUCAGUGCUCACCCUCAUGUCAUGGCUCCAGGACCACAGCACCGACCUCACCUGUCAGCUGACCUUCCCUGGAGUUGUUGUGACUGUGAAGAGGACUCUCCAGCUCGAGACAGGUCCAACACAGGAGGUCCAAAACCCUUUCAUCUUGGAGAUGCUGCUGCUGCUGCACCUGCUGUGGGCAGGGUCCCUGGCUCAGGACGGCAGGUUCCACCUGCAAAUACAGAGGCCAGUGACGGUGGAGGAGGGUCUGUGUGUCCAAGUGCCUUGCAGCGUCUUCUACCCCAACUACGGCUUGAACAGCUCUACUCCAGCUUAUGGCUACUGGUUCCGGGACGGGACCCCCAGCCCACUGCCUCCAGUGGCCACCAACGACCCACACCGAGAGGUCGCCAAGGAGACCCGGGGCCGAUUCCAGCUCCUCGGCGACCCCCGGACCGGGGGCUGCUCCCUGGUGAUCAGAGACGUUCGGAGGGCGGACGCGGGCACCUACUUCUUUCGGGUGGAGCGAGGCUCCUACGUGAGAUUUAAUUACAUCGAUUCCAAGCUCUCCCUGGAAGUGACAGACCGGAGGCAGGUCCCUGAUGUCUACAUGCCCGAGGCCCUGGAGCCCGGCCGCCCGGCCACGCUGCUCUGUGUGUUCCACUGGGCCUUCGAGGGCUGUCCGGCCCCCACGUUCUCCUGGAGGGGGGCGGCCGCCGACGGCCGAGCAGCCGGGCCGCGAACCUCCCACGUCUUGUCUGAGCUCACCUUCACGCCGAGGGCCCAGGACCACGGCACCGAGCUCACCUGUCGCGUGGACUUCUCCGGAACCCGCGUCAGCGCAGAGAGGACCGUCCGACUGAAUGUGGCCCACGCCCCUAAGGACCUGGUCAUCAACGUUUCCUGGGCCAAGACAUCAGAUCCUGGUGUGUCGCCCCAGGGAAACAACUCAUGUCUGCAAGUCUGGAGAGGCCAGUUCCUGCGGCUGUCCUGUGAGGCCGACGGCCAGCCCCCGGCCACGCUGGGCUGGGUCCUGAACGACAGGGUGCUCGCCAGGUCCCCGCCCUCGGGGUCCAGAACCCUGGAACUGGAGCUGCCUCGGGUGGGGCCCGGGGACGGAGGGCGCUACACCUGCCGCGCAGAGAACAGGCUGGGCUCCCUGCAGGCCUGGCUGGACCUCUCUGUGCAGUACCCUCCAGAGAACCUGCGAGUGACCGUGUCCCAAGCAAACAGGACAGUCCUGGAAAACUUCGAGAGCGGCAUGUCCGUCUCAGUCCUGGAAGGGGAGUCCCUGCGCCUCGUCUGUGUCGCCGACAGCAACCCCCUGGCGGCGCUGAGCUGGGCCCGGGGCAGGCCCGCCCUGAGCCCCUCGCAGCCCUCGGGUCCCGGGGUCCUGGAGUUGCCUCGGGUUCAGAAGGACGACGAAGGGGAGUUCACCUGCCGAGCUCAGAACUCGCUGGGCUCCGCGAGCAUCUCCGUGCGCCUCGUUGUGUUCUACCCACCGCAGCUGCGCGGCCCCGCCUGCUCCUGGGAGGGCGUGGGUCUGCGCUGCGGCUGCUCCGCCCGAGCCUGGCCCGCCCCCUCCGUGCGCUGGCGGGUCGGGGACGAGCUGCUGGAGACGAACAGCAGCAACGCCUCGGUCACGGUCACCUCCAGCUCGGCCGGGCCCUGGGCCAACAGCUCCCUGCGCCUCCGCGCGGGGCUCAGCCCCGGGCGCGCACUCCUCUGCGAGGCCCAGAAUGGCCACGGGGCGCAUAGUGCCACCGUCCUGCUGGUGCCAGAUGCGGGCGCAGUUUCAACAGCCUUCUCCAAGGGGUCAUUUCUCGGACUUGGCAUAGCCACCCUCCUUUUCCUGUGCGUCACACUCAUCCUCAUCAAGACCCUGAGGAAGAAGUGGGCCGGGGCGGCGGCGGUGCGGCCCCGCGCCUCCAGGGGCAGCUCAGUCUGCGAUUACGUCAACGUGGACCCCAACGCGGCUCCCCAGGCUCAGACUCGGAAGGGCACGCCCGGCCGCGCUUCCCAGCCUCCCGCCUCAGGGACUCAUCCCGCGGAACCGAAGAACCGUGGUCUCGCGAGAUCCAAACCGUGCGCUCCCGGCCCAGGGCCAGGGAGUAACCCGGACGAGGUCUGCUACGCUGACGUCAAUUUCCUGGGGCUCCGGCCGUGGGAGACCCACAAGCCCCAGGCCGCCCACACCGAGUAUGCAGAGAUCAAGUUCCACUGA